GGGAGGGGCUGCAUAAAGUGUGGAGUGCGGGGCAGACAGGAAGGCUGCCACGUCUCCUGGGCCCUCCAGCCCGGCAGGGGCAAGGCUGGGGGCCCAGACGGAGCGGAGCGGGUUCAGGGGCAGAGGCCUUAGGGGCGGUUUGCUGGGGAAGGUGGCGAAAAUGGGGGCUGAGGGUUUUCCCCAGGUUGGCCCCACGCCAUCCGGGCCUUCAGUGAGUCCUGUGUUGCCUCUUUAGAGCAGGAUAGAGAGAACAGGGAAAUCAUAAAAUGACACAGUAAGGUUCUCUUUCAACAGCUUUUUGGAAUAAAAAAGGAGAACCUAAUGUCCACUGAAAAGCAUUUCCAUUUUUUCUGGGAAUAUGUCAUUUAGGCCAGUUAUGCCGGUUAUGUAGCAAGUCUCACUUAUGUUGCAAAAGAUGGUGAGCCCCUAAAAACCCUUUGGUGCUUCUUAUUUGCUUACAACGUUUGGUUUCCUAAUUCGGUUACACCUUUAUAUUGUUCCUGCCUCUUAUCAAAAUGUGAAUGAUUCUGGAACCAGUUUAGUUCACCCUGUUAUUUGACAAAGGGAGGCCAGGAAAUAAGAAUAGUAAAUAAGCCCACGUCCAUGUAAGAGUUUGCUAAGGGAUUCCUGCCUGGUUAUUCUGUCUUUUCACUAUAACCAUAUAGGGAGGCAGAGCAAGGGUUUCUGUUUCACAGCAGGAGUUUGAGGCUCAGAGAGGGUUAAGUGCCUUGGUCAGGCCAAAACUAGAACCCCAUCUCUGGCGCCUUUUUUAUUGGUUUAUUUCAUCCUCCUGGGAUAUCACUCCCUUUGUCCUGGGACUGCUUCCCUGUGGGCCUGGGACGGCUGUACUGUGUGUCUAGUGACUCAUAGCAAGCCCCUUGGGGCUGCUCAGGGCAGGUUUGCAGACCACACCAUGGCUCUGAGUGACCCACGUGAAAUGAGAGUGCCUGGAAGGAAACAGUAGCAUUUACAGGACCUGAGAUGCUGUGCUGCUGCUCUCCAUAAGCUAGUCACCGAGUGUGUCUACUGCAGCCCUUUCUGAACCCCUGGCUGUCUGGAGGCUCUGCUGUGCUCCUUGCCAAGGCCGAGCUUGUGGAUGAAGGGGCCAGGAGGUGACCUUGAGCUUGCUUCUCCCUGUCAGAUGAAGUGUGUUUUGGUGGCCACAGAAGGUGCAGAGGUCCUCUUCUACUGGACGGAUGAGGAAUUUGAAGAGAGUCUGCGGCUGAAGUUUGGGCAGCCAGAGAAUGAGGGAGAAGAGCUUCCCGCCCUGGAGGACCAGCUCAGCACCCUGCUAGCCCCAGUGAUCAUCUCCUCCAUGACCAUGCUGGAGAAGCUCUCAGAUACAUACACCUGCUUCUCAACAGAAAAUGGCAACUACCUGUAUGUCCUUCACCUGUUUGGAGAAUGCCUGUUCAUUGCCAUCAACGGAGACCACACGGAAGGUGAGGGCGACCUGCGGCAGAAGCUGUGUGUGCUCAAGUACCUGUUCGAAGUGCACUUUGGUCUGGUCACGGUGGAUGGCCAGCUCAUCCGGAAGGAGCUGCGGCCCCCAGACCUGGAGCGGCGCAUGCAAGUGUGGGAGCAUUUCCAGAGCCUGCUGCGGACCUAUGGCCGCCUGCGUGAGCAGGAACAGUGCUUCGCCGUGGAGGCUGUGGAGCGGCUGAUUCACCCUCAGCUCUGUGAGCUGUGCAUAGAGGCCCUGGAGCGGCAUGUCAUCCACGCUGUCAACUCCAGCCCCGAGAGGGCCGGCGAGGAGGCCCUGCAUGCCUUCCUGCUCGUGCACUCCAAGCUGCUGGCUUUCUACUCCAGCCACAGUGCCAGCUCCCUGCGGCCAGCCGACCUCCUCGCCCUCGUUCUCCUGGUUCAGGACCUCUACCCCAGUGAGAGCACAGUGGAGGAUGACGACCCUCAGCCUUGUCCACGGAGGCCCCGGAGCAGCCAGAACAUCCCCAUGCAGCAGGCCUGCAGCCCUGGUUCUGCAGCCCCCACCAGGAGGAGUUCUGCAGCAACCGACACAGACAGCUUCUCCCUCCCUGAGGAGUACUUCACACCAGCUCCUUCCCCUGGAGAACAGAGCUCAGGCAGCACUGUCUGGCUGGAUGGGGGCACCCCACCCACCGAUGCUCCCCAGAUCCAGAUCGCUGAAGACACCCUCCAGACCCUGGUCCCUCACUCCCUGGUCCCUUCCAGCCCCAGAAGGAUUUUCCUGGAUGCCAGCGUGAAAGAGAGCUAUUGCCCUAUGGUGCCCCACACCAUGUACUGCCUGCCCCUGUGGCCCGGCAUCAACAUGGUGCUCCUGACCAAGUGCCCCAACACCCCCCUGGCCCUGGUCCUGUACCAGCUGCUGGACGGGUUUUCCCUCCUGGAGAAGAAGCUGAAGGAGGGGCAGGAGGCCGGGAGCACCCUGCGGUCCCACUCCCUCAUGGGGGACCUGCGCCAGAGGAUGGACAAGUUUGUCAAGAGUCGUGGGGGGCAAGAGAUUCAGAGCACCUGGCUGGAGUUCAAGAGCAAGGCCUUCUCCAGGAGCGAACCCGGAUCAUCCCGGGAGCUGCUUCAGGCGUGUGGGAAGGUGAAGCGGCAGCUUUGCACCGUCUACCGUCUCAGCUUCCUGUCCGCAGCCCCGGGCCGGGGAGGCCCGCAUCUGCCCCAGCAGCUGCAGGACCAGGUGCAGACACUCAUGCAAGAAAAGCUGAUGGACUGGAAGGACUUUUUGUUGGUGAAGAGCAGGAGGAACAUCACCAUGGUGUCCUACCUAGAAGACUUCCCAGGCUUGGUGCAUUUCAUCUAUGUGGACCGCACGACCGGCCAGAUGGUGGCCCCUUCCCUCAGCAGUAGUAAAAGGACUUCAUCAGAACUGGGCAGGGGACCGCUGGCCGCCUUCAUCAGAACCAAGGUCUGGUCUCUGAUCCGGCUGGCCCGCAGAUACCUGCAGAAGGGCUACACCACGCUGCUCUUCCGAGAGGGGGACUUCUGCUGCUCCUACUUCCUGUGGUUUGAGAAUGAGAUGGGGUACAAACUCCAGAUAAUAGAAGUGCCCGUCCUCUCGGAUGACUCGGCCUCCAUCGGCGUGCUGGGAGGAGACUACUACAGGAAGCUCCUGCGCUACUAUAGCAAGGGCCAUCCCGCUGAGGCUGUCAAGUGCCACGAGCUGCUGGCCCUCCACCUGUCGGUCAUCCCCACAGACGUGCUGGUGCAGCAGGCCGGCGAGCUGGCCCGGCGCCUGUGGGAAACCUCCCGCGUCCCCUUGCUCUAGGGGCCAGGGCACAGUGCUCCGGCGCGGUCUGUGUGUAUCCUGGUCCCCUCGUAUAGCACUCACCUAGGGAUAGCACAGUCCCCGGGGUCUCUUAAACCCCUUAGACUAGUCUCCCCUCCAAGUAACAAAUCCCCAAAUCCUUGUCUCUGGAGGAGGAGGGAGGCCAGAGAGGGUCCCUUGGUCUCCUUAAAACAGUAGUGGCUGCGAGGUUAGAACUGGGGUCGGCUGCUUUCAGAGCUGCCUCUCCAUCUAUGCCCAGGAGACAGGAAGUCCCCAGUGCCUGCAGGUGUCUGAAGAUGCCUCCUCAUGCUGUUGGAGUGGAGAAAGAGCUCCCUCAGGAAGCCAUUUCCUUCUCCAGAUGAAAGGUGCCGCCCUAGCCGGGCUGCGAUUCACGCUGUGCCUCUUCCUCCCUACGACCCUGGGCAGGUUUCCUCCACCGAUAGCCCCUACCUCUCAGGGUGGCCGUGAGGGCUGCUGGACACAUGGCAGGUGCUCAAUAAAUGCUGGUGGUGGUGGUUCAAGCCAAACGUGCCUGGGCUCCUGGGCUGUCCUUGGUGCCCAGCAGUCUGGCCCCUUUGCACCCUGCUCUGUCUCGACUCCUUCCUAGCUCCCACUCAGGUUUGUGUCACUUGGGCCUGUGGAUCCCAGGUAUAGGUUUUUGAAAACAUGCCAGCCGACCCCUGUGUGCCCUGGGUUGAGAACCCCAGCCCCGGGUGGUGCAGUCCCUCUCCUCUAACCUAGAAGCUCCCACCCCAGGAGACACACAAGAACAAGAGACCACCAGAGCCCUGGGACUGGGGAGCAUCCGCCGCAGGGAUGAGAAAAGCGCCAUGGCAGAAGUAGGCACCCAGGCCCCCUGUAUGACAUGCUGACAGCAGCCAGGCCUUCGGGUCUCUAGUCUUGAGCCGAAACUCAUGCAGAGAAGACUGUUCUUUUCUGUUAAGGGAAUAGCUGGUGGAGGUGGAGGUGUGGGGGGGAGGACAGAGGUACUGAAAGAGCUAGAAGGACAUCUCACACUAACGUCCUCAGAAGGUGGCAGUGAGGGACAUUGUCAGCUGAGGUGACUGGGACUUCAUUCCUUCAUGAUAUCUUGACUUAAUGAAUGGAGAUUUCAAACCUCAAUUGUGUAAGACCCAGAAGAGCACGAAGGGGAAAACUAAGUGUAGAAGCCCACUGCUCUGUAGGGUAUCCACUUUUGUCCCCUGAUAGUUUUCCUUAAUUUUGAGCAGCUACGUGAUGUGACACAUCUGGUUUAACCAGUCCCCUGAAUGUUUCGAUAUUGUAACACUGGGGUGGACAUCCUGCAUCAGAUUUCAGCAGAGAUUUACACAUGGUGUAAACCUGGAGUGUCAGGGUGUCUCAGUCACAAGUAGAAGGUUCCACAGAAAGCUCUCCUACUCAGAUGCACCUUCUCCACAAAUUCUCCCAAUUUUAAGAUGCAUUUCUAAUAGUGGGUUUCUAGAAUACUGACAGAUGUCAUAGCAGUACAGACACUCAACUCCUACGGUGCUUUUUUCCUACCAUAGAGAAGUGGCCUGCUAGCCAAUGGGCAGAGAACAAAGGAGCACCUGAUACAAGGCAGGCCAGAGGGUACCAAGGAAGGGUGUUAGCUGAAGAUCUUUGCAGAUGUGAUCUUUAAUCCUUGAGGAUUUGGGGAAAUGGGAAAGGUGCCAAAAGACAGAAGACAGAUGACCAGGCCUUCAAAAGAAAAAGGUGAACCCCCAUCCCUUGCAAGCUUCUGAGGCGGCCUGUUGAGUGCAGGGUGCUCAAGUGUCUGGGAGAGAACACGCAGCUCUCGGGGGGACCCCAGCGACAGAUGUGGCCCUCAUUGUACUGAGGCUCUGGUCACGGAGACCCUGUGGGGUUGCCUGGGCCUGCGGUGGGUGUCGAGCCCCUCACCAUCCUGCAGGCGGAAGGCUGUGGCCCUAGAACAGUCUCACAGCACGUCCUCUGGACUUGUUCCCCAGCAAAUCCCAGACAUUAAACCCCUUAAUGAGAAGCAGGACAGUGCUGGGGAGGGGGCCCUGCCAGCACACUCUCUGCCUGCAUGACCUCCCCGGUCCCUUCUCUGAGCCUCAGUGGCCCUGGUCCAUAAAAUGGGGUUUCUAGGGUUUCCGUGAGAGGCUGGGGACUGUGGUCGGCACAGCCCCCGCACAUGGGAGCCCUAGAGUUAACCGCACAGUGCCUGUUCUACGUUUUGGAGGUGGCACGACUUCUGCCCGGUGAAUGGGUGACCUCCCGAGACUCUGCCCUGCCUGGACCCUGAAAGCUGCAUGUCCUCUGAGUAGUCCUGGCCCAGAGCCAAGAAUGGCAGCUGGACUGCAGCUCCUCCUCUCUUCCUGUUCUCUCCCUGCCCCUCCCCCUGCCCAGGCAGCACAGAAAGCUGAUUGUAAGCAAAUUCCUGGCCUAGUACUGGGCAGAAAUGGCUGCAAGUGGCCGAGGACUCAGCCGGGGCAUAGGUGCCUCUUCUUGCCCUGCUUGGAGAGGAGCUCAUUGGGAAGCCAGAGGACGCCUAAAGCCUGAGUACGAUGCCGUGGUGAUAGGAGCAGGAAUGUUGGUGGUUGACAAAGACAAAGUCACGUGACUAAAGCCUUCCGGGGCACUACAGUGAACCACGCUUGGGGAGAACAAGCCACAUUGGACAGCAUCCGUCCACAUGCCCAGCACGCACCUGGACGGCCGGACACAAUGGGCUGGUGGCUGUGAGUACCUCCCCCUCUGCCCCACUUCAUGACCCCUGGACAUGAGGUUGUCGCCGGAAUGUGAGGAAGCAGGCAGGGUGUGGGCCACAGGAGACAUGGGGAGGCAGGCUAGCCUCCUCUCCAGGGCACUGAUUGGUGGCUGUCAAAUGGAUUUCUUUGGUAGUUAAGGAGAGUAUCGGAGGCUCUCUUUCCUCUCCUCUCCAUAACAUAUGUGCAUUUCCCCCAUGACUUUGGGAGAGUCAGGGAGCUUUCAGAAACAAGAUGAUGAAGAGGUGGGAGCAUAUGUAACUGACAUAGGCUGGGAGACAUAUCAGAGCCUGGGGAGCUGAGGCCUGGUGGGUGGGGCCCUCUGACUACAGAUGAGGGGGCGGUCCUUGUGUAUAUAGUCCCUGUGCUGCACAGCUGGGUCUCCACCAUGUGUCACCCUGAAGUACCCAGCAGCCACACAGCCCCAGGUAUACCCUGGAGACAGCGAGAAAGCCAGGCUAGCUGAGGAGGCAGGGCCCUGCCACAACACCACUGGCUUCUAGGUCCAAAGCUGAGCCAGGUCAGGGCUAUCCUGAGGCUGUGCUUCUCAAACUCUGGUCCCUGUACCCCUAGAAAGCUAAAGUGUGUGCUAAAGGUGUUCACAAGACAAGCACGGUAUAUCCUCCUGAAGCAGAGGCUGCUCUAGAAUAUCCAUACAGGAGGACUUCGCAAUGCUGGGGAGAGGGGGCCGUGAGACUUGCGUGAAAUCUUAAUCUUUUUCCCUAUUAGUUUUACUUGAACAUUUUACAGGGAGUGCUAUGUAACUCAACUGAUCAGUAAUUUAAAACAUUGAUUUUAUGUUAAUAUGAACACAGGCUCAUCCCCCAGCUCUGCCACUUUCUAUCUGUGAAGGUCAAGGCAAGUCAUUUAGGCUCUCUCAACCACGGUAAAAGAAUAAAAAUGCCCAGUCUCAGAGUUGCCAUAAAGCCAGCAAGUGACAUGCCUUAAGGACCAGCCACACAAAGCCUCACAGAUGGGGACUCUUGUUAUUGGAGGUUCCCAGCCCAAGGGAGGUUGGUGUCAGUGCCCUCCAGCCGAAGACCCACCCAGAUGCAGCCCUGCCAUUCAGGGAGUUGGGUGAUGACUGGCUUCGGUGGGGGGGGAGUGCAGCUCAGGAGAAGGGGGUUAAGAAGAGCCUAUUCUAGGAUAUGAACUCUGGUUGGAUGAUCUGGGGGGCAAAAGAGGGGUUUGCUCUAGACUGGAUACUGUCAGAGCAGGAAUGCCCCUGCGACUAGCAUCUCGAUAAAUCUGAUCUAUGGGGAGAGGGACCAGUAGGAGGAGAGGAUAACUGGUAAGGAAGCAGCAACCACUAAUUUUGGCCAAGAGAGGAGGCGGUGUUGGGUAUCUUGUGGGUGACCCAGAGCCCUUGUUUUAUGUUUGUACUCAGACAAAAUUGUGAGAUGGGCUUGUUCUGUCCCAUUUAUCAUGGUCUCAGUCUGAGGUUGUCAUUCUGUGAGGCUGCUCAAGUGUUAUGGGAGAGUAUGGUUUAUGGCCAAGGGCCAGGCGGCUUCCCAAUGCCAGAGUGGCUUUUUUUCUUCCACACUGAGAUGUGUCAGGAGUAUAGAUCCUGAGUCCAGACCAUCUGGGUUCAAUUCCCAACACC
Molecule: messenger RNA, 7585 nt
Organism: Acinonyx jubatus (cheetah)
Lineage: Eukaryota; Metazoa; Chordata; Mammalia; Carnivora; Felidae
Gene: HPS1
Product: HPS1 biogenesis of lysosomal organelles complex 3 subunit 1
Exons: 22
Coding region: 1097-3253 (718 amino acids)
Biological process (GO): melanosome assembly; vesicle-mediated transport
Cellular component (GO): BLOC-3 complex
Molecular function (GO): guanyl-nucleotide exchange factor activity
Source: RefSeq, a predicted model, not a curated record